AUGGCCUCGCAAAGCCCUGGCGAAUACUGCAAGGCCAUUGCAACAUGCGGGAGGAGGGCCCAGUGGCAGCAUGCACUCGCCUUGCUUUCCCAGCUCGAGUCCUGCCAGCUGCUGCCCAACGUGGCGUUCUUCAACGUGGCCAUCAGCGCUUGCGAGAAGGGCCGACAAUGGCAGCAGGCACUUCGACUCCUCAGGGAGUUGGAGUCCAGCUUCCGGCCAGAUGAGAUCAGCUACAAUACGGCCAUCAGCGCCUGUGGCAGGGCAGGGCAGUGGCAGCAAGCACUGCUUCUGCUCCAGGAGCUGGAGUCCGGUGCCUGCCGGGCCGAUGUUAUCACCUACAACUCUGCCAUCAGCGCCUGUGAGAAAGGUCGUGCCUGGCCUUGGGCGCUGGAGCUCUUCUCGGAGAUGGGAUCACGUGAGCUCCGGAGGAGCAUCGUGACGUUCAGUGCUGCAAUCAGCGCCUGCGAGAAGGGCGAUCGCUGGGCAGAAGCCUUGCACUUGUUGUCGCAGCUGGAUCUGGAAGGCCUCCAUGCGAAUAGCGUGGCCUACAAUGCGGCCCUGAGCGCGCUGGGUCGGGGGAUGGAGUGGCAGAGAGCUCUGAACUUGCUGACCCAGAUGGACGCAAGCCUCGUUCGGACAGAUGUGAUCUCUUUCAACGCUGCGAUCUCCGCUUGCGAAGGGCCAGGGCGCUGGCAAGCGGCACUGGACCUCCUGCAGGAGCUCCUUCUGCGGCAGCUCCACCCGACGGUCGUCACCUACAGCGCUGCCAUCUCUGCCGUGGCAAAGGCAGGGCUGUGGCAGCUCGCGCAGCGGCUGCUUUCAGAGCUCCCCUCGCACCAACUCACAGGAAACGAGGUCACCUAUGCCGCCGCCAUCAGUGCGUGUCAGCUCGAAGGGGAGUGGCAACAGGCGCUCGUGUUCCUCAUGGAACUCUGCCGGCAGCAUCGGCCCGACCCCACGGCCUACAACGCAGUGCUGAGCGUCUUCGCCGCGGCUGCCCUGUGGCAGCCCGCCGUGGCGAUGCUCGGAGAGUUCGAUCGUGCCAGUCUCGCUGCAGAUAUCUUCUCCUACAGUACCGUGAUCAGCGCCUGCGAGAAGCGGCAAGAGUGGGAAGUGGCCCUCCUCCUCUUCAAGCAGGCCGGGGAAUCGAUGCUCCAGCGUAACACCAUCACCUGCAACUCCGUCCUCAGCGCACUGGAGAAAGGGGCACAGUGGCAGAAGGCCCUUCUGCUCCUGUCGUCCAUGCUUGCAGACCUGGUGGAGGCGACGGUGGUCACAUACAGCGCGGCCAUCAGCGCCUGUGAGAAGGGACGGCGCUGGCAGGAGGCUUUGGAGCUGCUGCUUUCCAUGGCGGUUGUCCACCUCCGUGCCAAUGUCGUGACCUACACCGCGGCCAUCACGGCAUGCAGUUCGGCCAGCCGCUGGGAGCUUGCUUUGACGGUGCUAGGCAUGCUCCAAGCCGAGGGCCUCGCAGGCAACUUCAUUACCUACGAUGCAGCGCUCUACGCCUGCGAUGUCGGAGCCCAAUGGCUGCGGGCCUUGCUUCUUCUGGCAGAUUUGGCCGGUGGUUCCCUGCCAGUCCUUGCUGAGCGGCAGCGUGCGUAG
Symbiodinium natans is the source of this 1605-nucleotide messenger RNA. The record is from the annotation of a GenBank genome assembly. Lineage: Eukaryota; Dinophyceae; Suessiales; Symbiodiniaceae.